AUGUCAUCAGCCUUGGCUGCCAAUCCGCUCACCUCUGGCCAGCUCUUAGGGGAAGUCUCGUUCUCUGCGACGUCGUAUAGACCAAGUCGGUACAUCAUGGGUGGUGGCGCGAGAUAUCCUUACCCAAAGAUCGUCUGGUCACCCGCAGGUGGAUGGUGGUCAAGACCUAGCAAUUGGAGGACCAAUACCGCUAUGACAGCGGUCGUGAUAACUGGAAUCGGCGCAGCUGUAUGGAAAUGGUCCGCAGCACAUGAGGAACGUCCUGUAGCUCCUGUCAAGCCUAUACCAUCACGCUACUGGUCACAGACGGCUCGGGAUGCAGGUAUCAGGAUGGAGUAG
This is a messenger RNA of Kockovaella imperatae, 339 nucleotides long. RefSeq lists its product as hypothetical. NCBI's taxonomy places the organism in Eukaryota, Fungi, Basidiomycota, Tremellomycetes, Tremellales, Cuniculitremaceae. The transcript has 6 exons. The record is from RefSeq and is a predicted model, not a curated record. Bases 1 to 339 code for a protein of 112 amino acids.